AUGAAUUGCAAAUUAUCAAAAGACUCUCUCAUCGAGCUUCAGUUAAUCCGACCUGAAUUGAUGAGCGAUGAUGCUCCAUGUCCAUGUUGUGAACAGAGAGUUAAUGAACAUCGAAAUGGUCGUCGAAUUGGACGUAUUCCAUUUACUUGUUAUAAUAUUUGUCCUCGUAUGAAACGUGCCUCUCGAAAAAGUUCGGUUGUACGAUAUAUGAUGAUUAAUUAUUCACGUUUAAUAUUUUUAUUGAUGGGAAUGAUUAUAUGUCAACAUUCAUUAUGUAUUGCUGACAAGUUUCGUGUCUAUGAACAACCAUCUGGUCAAUUAUGUUAUUGGCAAGGAGAUGCACCAUUCUGUUUCAUUGGUUCUGGUUGUCCAAUUCGCACUACGAACAUGGGAUCUAGCAAGUUUGGGGAUGGAGCAUAUUGUUGGAUAGGUGUUAAGUUCUAUUGUUGUGUUUAA
Molecule: messenger RNA, 456 nt
Organism: Adineta steineri
Lineage: Eukaryota; Metazoa; Rotifera; Eurotatoria; Adinetida; Adinetidae
Source: the annotation of a GenBank genome assembly